Molecule: messenger RNA, 567 nt
Organism: Penicillium canariense
Lineage: Eukaryota; Fungi; Ascomycota; Eurotiomycetes; Eurotiales; Aspergillaceae
Product: GNAT family N-acetyltransferase
Exons: 2
Coding region: 1-567 (188 amino acids)
Molecular function (GO): acyltransferase activity, transferring groups other than amino-acyl groups
Source: RefSeq, a predicted model, not a curated record
AUGGAGACGGCUCGUCUGCGAUUCGAGCCAAUCGACCUCGCCUACCUCGAUGGUUUUCACAGGAUCUGGUCGGACCACCAGACGACUCAAUGGAGUUCGCGAGGGGUCUGUAAGACAAUUGAGGAGACCAAGGGCAGGAUAUCCGGGAUCUUACCUGAUGCGAAUCGCCCUGGCAUCGACAAUUACGGCGUCUUCAUUCGCCCGUGGACGACUGAGAGCACCACAGAGAUGGGGCCCGAAGACAGCCAGGUGAUUGGCAUCGUGGGUGUGCACAAGGAUGAUCCUAUCCCCGAGCUGGGAUAUAUUUUCCAUCCCUCGGCGUGGGGUAAAGGGUACGCGACAGAAGCGGUAUCGGCAUUUGUCCAGCAUUAUUUCACCAUCAGGCCUGACGCUCAACUCAUCGAGGCGAAGGUGGAUUCAAAGAAUCUUCCCUCGAUCCGCGUGCUCCAGAAGUGCGGCUUUGAUCAGAUGGAAAUACUUGUAGGCGGAGCGGAACAGCCGUGGCUAGAUCCUCCCGUCAGAGAUCUUGUCGUGUUUCGGACCACGAGAAAGCCUCGUGGAGAUUGA